AUGGCAGCCCCCGAGAACACCUCCAAUGGGUUUCCGAACACGGAGGUCGCCGGCGACAUGUCCGUGGAGGCCCAGGACGUGCGCAUCCGCCAGUACGAGCGCCUCUGCGAGAACUUGAAGAUCCAGCGGCGCCAGUACGACUCCCUCAAGGAGGUGCACCAGGAACUCCUCUGGAGCAAGGCCGUGCUUGCGCAUGACGCUGGGCUCGCCGUGGGGCUGCCCGCGGUCGACGAGUCGCUCGUCGAGGAGGCCCACCGCGUCGGCGACGUGGCGACGGGCGCGAAGCUCGGCUCGGGCGCGUGCAGCGGCGUGUUCGAGGGCACCUGGCCCGACGGGCGCCCGUGCGCCGUCAAGCGCAUCUCGAAGCGGGACGCGAAGACGCGCCAGGAGGUGCGCAACGUCGCGUCGGAGCUCGAGGCGCUGCGGCUCCUGAGCGGCGCGCCGCACGCGCUCGAGCUCCAGGCGGCACUCGCGUCGCGCGACUACCUCUACUUCGUCGUGGAGCGCUUCGGCGAGGAGCUCUACGCGCUGCUGAAGCGCGACGAGACCGCGCUCACGUCGGCGCAGCAGGCGGGCGUCGUCCACGGCGUCGCCGCGGGGCUACCAUUUAAAUGA
Molecule: messenger RNA, 615 nt
Organism: Aureococcus anophagefferens
Lineage: Eukaryota; Pelagophyceae; Pelagomonadales; Pelagomonadaceae
Exons: 1
Coding region: 1-615 (204 amino acids)
Biological process (GO): protein phosphorylation
Molecular function (GO): protein kinase activity; ATP binding
Source: RefSeq, a predicted model, not a curated record